UCUAAGUCUGCAGUUUGUAAAUUGUAUGCCGCCACGUUGCCGUCUUUCGAUUUAAAUUUCGCCAAACGAAACAAAGUUUUCAAAAACCAUGCAGUGAUAUUUUGUAGCAAUCUGACAAAAUAGCCGAUUUCAAACUAGCGCAAACCAUAAACGUAACAAGAAUACAUUUCCAUCAAAGCAAUUGGCUCAAAGUGAUAGCAAAUAGGACUCUUUACCGCAGUGAAUUUCGCACUUCCACGUUGGUUCGUCCAGUUCUGUAAGACUGCCAGGCUGUAAAUUGUAACGGCGCUGCCGUCGCCGCUUUAUUUUUGCUAGUCUUUUCGUUCUCCCGAUCCAUCCAAGUGUUACUACGUGAAAGAAGAAGUGACCUUCGGCGACAAGAUCAUCACGGAGAUCAUACCAAUAGAGAUUAAUCAAAAUCAAUUCAAUGAAUGGAGCAAAAUGUUAUCAAGAUUUAAGCUCCAGAAGUGAUUACUAACACAAGCCCACUGUGAGCUCCAAACAUGGAAGAUCAACACUCAAAAAAGUCCACCCUCUUUUGUUCACCUUUCCGUUGGGGUUUUGUCCUGAUGUUACUCAUGGGAUUGAUGGCGAUGGUUCUAAAUUUUCAAUGGAUGAAGUUUGGAGAUGAAACAGAUGGAACAUGGAAGAAAUAUCCAGAUCCAAAGUUUAAUCACACAGCAGAGCAGCUAAAGGAGGAAACUCCGUCAUCUUGGACUGACAGACUUUUAAAAUGUGGCUAUCAAAUUCACAGAUUCACCCCUGAAGAAAGAUCAGAGGGUGCGGCUCUGAUCAAAAUGAUUGAAUGGCCAAAGCCUCCCAGACCCAAUGUGCCUUUUCAGAAAAGCAGUGACCCAUCACAUGCAUAUUUUGUUAUUUUAAAUUCUGGAAAAACUUUCUAUGUUGGAGAUCAGUUACAGGUGAUGGUGCGUAUGUACGAUUUUGAAGGAAAUCCGAAGCAAUACGGGGGUGACUAUCUGCAAGCCCGGAUCCACACUCCAGAGUUGAAAGCCGGUUCAGCAGGAAUGGUUAUAGAUCAUCAAAAUGGAACUUAUCACAUCAAUUUUACCUUAUUCUGGCCAGGAAAUAUCCAUAUAUCUGUUUCUUUGGUUCAUCCCAGUGAAGGGGUUCAAGCCCUUAAAAGAAUACGGAAGGAAAACCCAGACAGAGUGUAUUUUAAAAGUACUUUCAAAUCGGGGAAUACCUUGCAGAUCAUUGUAUGCAAUUUCUGUUUGUCUCAAACUAAACCACUCUGUAACUUUACUGAUCUCAGGACUGGGGAGCCCUGGUUCUGUUACAGACCAGAGAAGCUUCCCUGCUCAUCUCGUGUCAACCAUGCGAUGGGAGGUUAUAAGAAGGACCUCUUAAUUGGAGAAGAAUUGCAUUAUUUUCAAAGUCAGAAAAAUAUCAAGAGGCCAAUAUUACCCAAAGAUCAAGGUUAUGUAAUUGUAAAGCCUUCACCUCAUUCAGGCAAAAAUCUCAAUGAAUGUCUCCCUGGCAAGCCAUUCCUUUCACCAGCUGGAUUUUAUUAUCAGGAUAAAUGGAUAUCAAAGACCUGUAGACUUCAAAACUUUGACACGCCAGCAAAUGUUAUCAACUGUCUUCGUGGGAAAGUUGUUUAUAUUUUUGGAGAUUCCACUAUACGCCAGUGGUUUGAGUAUUUGAUACAUUUUGUACCAGGCCUCAGAAAGUUCGAUCUGGGCCACCCAUUGAAAACUGGACCCCAUCUUGCUCUGGAUGUGGACAACAAGAUCAAGAUAGAUUAUUUUGCACAUGGGAAACCAAUACGCAUCCAGCCCAUAUCGAGUCAGGACCUGCAAUUCAUUGCAAAUAAAUUGGAUGACAUUCAAGGAGGAAAGAACACAGUUAUAGCCUUCACGAUCUGGUGCCAUUUCAAUACUUUUCCGGUAGAGCAUUACAUCCGACGACUACAGAACAUUCGAAGGUCAAUUCUACGCUUGCUGGGUAGAAGUCCUGAUACAGUAAUUGUAAUAAAGACAGCCAAUGUCCAGGCCCUUUCACAGGGGAUUAGUCUCUAUAAUAGUGACUGGUUCUCCUACCAGCUUGAUUUAGUGAUGAGAAGGAUGUUUGAGGGCAUCAAUGUGGCAUUUGUGGAUGCAUGGGAGAUGACUAUAGCCCACUAUCUGCCACAUGAACUACACCCCAAGGAAAUCAUCAUCAAGAAUGAAGUAUCUGUGUUCCUUUCAUAUGUGUGUCCUUUGAAAAAGGGUUAAAAUGCUACCUGAACCUUUUUCAUCCUGAGAAUGCUAUAUGUUUAUAAUUUGAAUUCCAAGAACAUUUUUUUUAAAUUAUGUCAUUCAGGUCCUUUGAAAUAAUCAAAAAAAUUGUAAACUCUUCCCUUUCUGUUCUGAUUUUAAAAUUAAUAAUUUUCCACAUUAUGAUCAGGACUUAGGUGAAACAAUAGGAGUGUGGUACAUUGUGAAUCUAUUGGGAAAAAGUUGCUGAAUCAAGUUAAUACAGAAUGGAAUCAGAAUCAGGUUAAGGUUUAUUAUUCCUGAAUCAUGAUGUGAAAUUUAUUGUUCUGUAGCAGCAGUACAGUGCAAAGACAUUAUUUUAUAAAUUGCAAAAUAAAUAAAUAUUGUAAAAAGAAUAAUGAGGUUAUGAUCAAAGACUGGAUGAACGUGGCUCUUUCGGCUUCUGUACAGUACUGGGUAAAAAAUCUUAGGCACAUAUAUAUUGCUAAGGGGCCUUUUGCACAGUACUGUAUUUCUCAAUGAGGAGCAUUGUUAAUCUGGCGGGAGCAAAACAUGUCGGGAAUGACAAAGGUGGAGUCCCACAGGAGAGGUGUGGGACAGGUGGCAGAGAAGGAGUUCCGGGGGCGUUGGUGCAGGUGCAGACACACACAGACCUGAGACACCAGGCAAAGUCACUUGAUUCCAAACAAUUGUUUUAUUGAUCAUCAUAAAAUGUCUUUCUGGUGCUUCCUGCUCCCUCCCUUUUCCCUUCUCUUUUUCCCAACCACAAUUCCCCUCCCCCUGUCACCCUUCCCACUUUCAGUCCACAAUAGAGACCCAUAUCAGAAUCAGGUUUAUCAGCAUUCACAUGUGUUAUGAUUUUUUUAUGUGAGGCAGCAGUAGAGUGAAAUACAUGACAUUACUAGAGUACUGUAUAAAAGUCUUGGGCACCCUAGCAAUAUAUAAGACCAUAAAACCAAAAGAUAUAGGGAAAGAAUUAGGCCAUUUGGCCCAUUGAGCCUGAUCUGUUAUUUCAACAUGGCUGAUUCAUUUCCCUCUCAGCCCCAAUCUCCUGCUUUUUCCUUUCCUUGUAUCCCUUCAUGCUCUGACUAAUCAAGAAUCUAUCAACCUUUUCCUGUUUGAACUGCUUCCGUCUGGUAGGCGCUUCAGAUCCCUCCAGACUAAGACUAAUAGGCACUGGAGAAGUUUUUUCCCUACUGCGGUCACUUUGCUGAACAGUUAACUGCCGGUUAACUGUCAGCUAACUAUUACUUGGGUUGCACUACUUGAAUGUAUAAUCUAUAUUUUCAUUUAUAUUUAUUAUUAUUAUUGUUAUGAGCAGAGAGACAACAUCUGCUGGAAGUAAAUUCCUUGUAUGUGUACAGGUACUUGGCGA
Hypanus sabinus (Atlantic stingray) is the source of this 3591-nucleotide messenger RNA. RefSeq names its product NXPE family member 3-like. Lineage: Eukaryota; Metazoa; Chordata; Chondrichthyes; Myliobatiformes; Dasyatidae. The transcript is spliced from 7 exons. The record is from RefSeq and is a predicted model, not a curated record. The coding region runs from base 504 to 2234 and encodes 576 amino acids.